AGGCGGCAGAGGCGGCUGACAGGCCGCUCUCCCUUCUCCCUCCGCCGGGGCGUCAGGCUUGGGGCCUCCUCUUCCGGGAUGCGGCAGCGGCCCCGGGCAGCCGUGGCGUCGGCCCGGGCAUGAGCGACGUGGUGGAGCGGACGCUAAGCGCCUUGCCCGGCUUGUUGGGGCAGCACGAGCCGGGGGCUGGGCUGGGCGGCGGCGGCGGCGGGGGACCCGGCCGGAGCUCGGCCACCUCUCGCCUCGGCGGCCUCAUCCGGAGCAUCAGCGCGCUCGCCUCCAAACAUGAGGAAGAAAAACUAAUCCAACAGGAAUUAAAUAAUUUAAAAGCAACAGUUUCUGCACCCACUACUACACUGAGGUUGAUGAAGGAAUGCAUGGUGAGGCUGAUCUAUUGUGAGAUGCUGGGCUAUGAGGCCUCUUUCGGAUACAUCCAUGCCAUCAAGUUGGCACAGCAAGGAAACCUUUUUGAGAAAAGAGUCGGUUACCUGGCAGUUUCUCUAUUUCUUCAUGAAAACCACGAGCUGCUGCUUCUGCUUGUGAAUACAGUUGUGAAGGAUUUGCAGAGUACUAACCUCCUGGAAGUGUGUAUGGCUCUGACUGUGGCAAGCCAAAUCUUUCCGAGGGAAAUGAUUCCAGCUGUCCUUCCACUAAUAGAAGAUAAGCUUCAGCAUUCAAAGGAAAUUAUCAGAAGAAAAGCAGUCCAAGCUUUGUACAAGUUCUACCUUAUUGCUCCCAACCAAGUCCAGCACAUCCACGACAAGUUCCGGAAGGCACUUUGCGACAGGGAUGUGGGAGUUAUGGCUGCUUCGUUGCACAUCUAUCUCCAAAUGGUGAAGGAAAACUCCGCUGGAUACAAAGACUUGACAGGCAGCUUUGUCGCUAUUCUAAAGCAGGUGGUGGGAGGAAAACUCCCUGUAGACUUCAAUUAUCACAGCGUGCCAGCACCUUGGUUACAAAUCCAGCUUCUCAGAAUAUUGGGGCUGCUUGGAAAGGAUGAUCCAAGGACCAGCGAAUUAAUGUAUGAUGUUCUGGAUGAAUCUUUAAGGAGAGCGGAGAUAAACCAUAACAUUACAUAUGCAAUCUUGUUUGAAUGUGUCCAGACAAUUUACACAAUUUACCCUAAAUCUGAUCUACUUGAGAAGGCCGCCAAAUGCAUUGGAAAAUUUGUCCUGUCGCCUAAAAUUAAUUUGAAAUAUUUGGGAUUAAAGGCCCUAACAUAUGUUGUCCAGCAGGAUCCUGCCCUAGCACUGCAGCACCAAAUGACAAUAAUUGAGUGCUUGGAUCAUCCUGAUCCCAUUAUUAAAAGAGAGACAUUGGAACUACUGUAUAGAAUCACCAACGGGCAGAAUGUCACUGUCAUAGUACAGAAGAUGCUUGACUACCUAACUCAAAGUAAGGAGGAGUAUACCAUCAUCAACAUAGUUGGCAAAAUAGCAGAAUUAGCUGAAAAAUAUGCUCCUGACAAUGAAUGGUUCAUCCAGACGAUGAAUGCAGUAUUUUCCGUAGGAGGAGAUAAAAUGCACCCUGACAUCCCAAACAGCUUCUUGCAGCUCCUUGCUGAAGGUUUUGAAGAUACAAAGGAAGAUAGCCAGCUGCGACUUCAUGCUGUCCAGUCCUAUCUUGCGCUGCUAGAGGAUGAGAAUGCGGUUUAUCCACAGAAAUUCCUUCAAGUCAUGAGUUGGGUGUUGGGGGAAUAUGCGUACCUAAUGAGGAACGUGGAUCCAGAAGUUGUCUUGGCGAGUUUGCAUAGGAUACUUAGGAACAACGCCACUCCUGAAACCAAAGCCUGGAUUGUGGCUGCAGCCACUAAAAUAGCUUCUCAUACCACCUGCUCAAAAACAGUUGAAAAACUUAUCAUGGAAUUCAGUACUUCCUUGGAUACCUGCAUGAGGCAGUAUGCCUUUGAAUUAAAGCAUAUAUAUGAAAACAAAGAAUUGAUGAAGCAACUGUUCCCCGUUGAUGCUAGUUGCAAGGACUUGGUGGUAGAUGCUUCCUUAUCUUUCUUAGAUGGAUUUGUAGCAGAAGGACUGGAUCGUGGUGCAGCGCCAUAUAAACCUCAUCACCAAAGACAAGAGGAGAAGCUGUCUCAGGAAAAAGCUCUGAAUUUUGAACCUUAUGGGCUAUCACUUUCCCAGAGCUUCUCAGCAUCUGGUUUUACUGGCAGACAAUCUCCAACUGGACUUUCUCUGGGAUCUGACAUCUCUGUUAAUAGUGCUGAGACUGGACAGAAGGAGGCCAACAGUCUGAAGCUAGAUGGUGUGAAGAAACUAUGGGGGAAAGAAGGCUACCUCCCCAAGAAGGAAAGCCAAGCAGAAAAAGAAGACAACGCCAAGUCUGUUCCGGAAGGCAGUGCGUUUGCAGAGCAUAUUGUUGGCAACUUUCCAUUCCAGCCUCAGCAAGAAAUUACUAGUCCCUUGGAGGGAGAGGAAGAGAAGCGUCAACUGGCAUCAACACUCUUUGUUGGCUUAGGGUCUCAAAGCAACAUCAGUCUGAUGGGCAAGCGAGACUCCACUGCUCAGAAGCUCCGAAGGAAAUCAAAAACAAGCAAAACCCAAAAUAGUGAGGAAUCACCCAGUAUCGAAAGUGUUGCUGACCCUUCCCUCUGCCCUUUUCCUGAUGUGAUAUCCAGGAACAAGGACCUCUUCCAAAACAAUGGACACCUAAGAUUAAGGAAAUCUUCCCUGAGUUCCGCUGGAACUUCUGAAUCAAAGGUGGUACUUGAUAGGUCUCAUUCUCUGCCAGAAGCUGAACUGAAUGAGAAGCUUUUGGGUCACAGACUUUCGUUGUCUUCUCUGUUUGCGGAUGGCAAUAUGGAAGUUUUUCAGCCUUCUCCAAGUGCUCAGGCUACGGCCCCCCAGCAACUCUCUUUGAUGCCUUACUUACCAGAAGAAGCAGCCAAACACCCUCAUUCGGAGAUCUUAGAGCUUUGCGACAACGAAACACUGGUUUUGUCCUUUUGUAAAAUCUGGAAAGAUGACUCUCUCCUACUCUUCAUAUUUCUUGCCAACAAAAGCACUUGCGUACUUAAAGCUGUGAAUCUGGAAUUUGAGGACGCAGAACAUUUUAAGAUUUCAGAAAGCCUGGGUUGCCACUUCGCUGCAGUAGAAGCUCAGAGCAUAGAAAGCUUCCAGACGUGUGUCGAGAUGGAGGGGCUGUGCUCUUCAGAGAUGCUCUCUGGGUCCAUUAGUUACUUUCUAGAGUCUGAUGCACUCCUCAGAUUUUCUGUAACUUUAGAACUGUUGGAUUUUAUCAGGCCAAUGAAAAUGAGCACUGAUGAAUUUGGGAAACUGUGGCUCUCCAUUUCGAAUGAUGUCAAACAAAACCUAAAGAUGACAUCAUCUCAGGGAUCUUUGUCAGCCGUCCUAAGCAUUUUGCAGCAAAAGCUGAACCUACAUAUAGUUGAUAUCAUAGGUAGUGAGGGAAUAGCAUCAUGCCGACUGCUUCCAUCCGUCCCCUGUUUACUACAUUGUCGUGUCCAUGCUGGGAUGUUGUCGCUGUGGUUCAGAUCCCAUUGUUCGGCUCUUCCAGACUGUUUACUUUAUCAGUGUCAAAAGGUGAUGGAAGAAUCCUGAGCAUCGUGGAGAAAAGAAGCAAAACCCUCCUCUUCUAACCUAGUGGAAAGAAGGACGUGUGUGGUUGUGCCAGGGAGUUACCAAAAGAAAGGCAACUCUUAUCCUGCUUGUCAGGAGUGAAGUUGCGUAAGCAUGCACCCUGGAGGGAUGACGGCAAUUCUGCUAGGUGCCUGCCUCAAAUGCUCAGGGUCAGUCAGUUACUGACAAGGGACUAAGUAAAAGUAUAGGUACUUUUAUGCAAGGUGUUAUGCAAGGUAUUUAUUUUCUGUUAUGUACUUGUACAGGUCACGGCAGUUUAUUCAUAAGAUCAGCUAGUACUUGAAUUCUUUCAUUAACGUGGCUUAUGGUGUAAAGGAACUUCUUAAGCCUUGCCUACUGUUCCUGCCAUUCAUAAGGUUUUUUUGGCAUCUUUUAUACCAGUUUCGCACCAGUAUUGCAAAAGCAGACACUUAUAAGAUAAAUCUCCACAAUUGUCCCAUAGUUGUAGGCUGAGCCAUCCUAUGACUCCGCAAUAACCAGCGUGUAGAUGCCAAGCUUUGGAAGCACAAGUCAUAUCACUGCACCUCGCAACAGCGCUGGGGGCUGCUGUUUUAUGUGAUGUCAUGUCGGAUACCUGCCUUUAAUAGGAGGACUGGGUCUUAUCCUGAGGAUAGGAUACUGGUUUCUUAAGAAUGCAGCUCCAGGCUGUGAGCAGGACUAUAGUUUAGCACGACUGCAAUUAGUGCCACCUGUGUACCAAGAAUUUCAGUUUUCAGUGUUUUAAAAUCACUAGGCUCCAGAGACCUUCUCUAGAGGCUCACGCAUGAACCCAUCAGAAGUUUUGACCUGCCCUUCCUCAUACUGCAUCAGUAGCAUCCCUUAAUUGUACUGACUAUUGCCCAUGGUGAUAACAUGGCGCAUAGAUCUAACGCUUGUACUUUUGCAUUAUAAUACAAGCUGGAAUCAAAAGAACUACACAGCAUAUUCCACAUGGCCAAAGACACUGAGCUUGUGUUCCUUAAAGAGCAGCUUCUUGUGCUAUGUAACAAGCUAAUUCUGCUUUUGAAUAUCCUCCCACUUUAAGAAUAACUUGGCACAGCCACCUUUUGUAUAUUUGCAGCAGCUUUUU
Zootoca vivipara (common lizard) is the source of this 4683-nucleotide messenger RNA. RefSeq names its product adaptor related protein complex 4 subunit epsilon 1 (gene AP4E1). Lineage: Eukaryota; Metazoa; Chordata; Lepidosauria; Squamata; Lacertidae. Gene Ontology annotation, cellular component: membrane coat; AP-4 adaptor complex. The record is from RefSeq and is a predicted model, not a curated record. Gene Ontology annotation, biological process: intracellular protein transport; vesicle-mediated transport.